Annulohypoxylon maeteangense is the source of this 1393-nucleotide messenger RNA. RefSeq lists its product as uncharacterized. The transcript is spliced from 3 exons. Bases 263 to 1252 code for a protein of 329 amino acids. Lineage: Eukaryota; Fungi; Ascomycota; Sordariomycetes; Xylariales; Hypoxylaceae. The record is from RefSeq and is a predicted model, not a curated record.
CUUGCUAUCUGUAAUUAAAGGACGACCGUUGUUAGUAAGUGAUGGAAUUGAUUAGCUUACCUCAGGUAGUAGGAGAUAGAUAUAUGUGGCUUAGGUACCCAGAUGUUGUACAGUUAUUAAUUUACCUACCGUAAGCACAAUUUUCAUUGCCACCUCGAACAAGAGUGUUCUUUUGGCUUCAAAGUUCUGCGAUAUUUUCUUUCUAGAUCUUUGUUUUGUGUGAAUUCAUCGAAUCGCGAUACCACCAAUAACGCUCGUUGUAAUGGAUCCGUCCAUGGAGUCUCUUCCCGAGGCUGUUGAUCAUGGACCCGGUCUCAUCGUGGCUGCAUGGGUUAUGGGAGCGGUCGGCUGUUGUUUACUGAUUAUGCGGCUGUACACACGCAUAGCGAUCGUACGAAAAACCGGUUGGGAUGACUGGACUAUGGUUAUAGCGGUGGUUUUAGCUAUCGUUACCGACAUCAUCGUCACGCUGAUGGUGCAUUAUGGCGUCGGCAGACAUGCGCCCUAUCUCGGAGAGGACCAGAGAGUGAACGCUGUAUACAUGAUAUGGCUUAGCGUUCCAUUCUCUCCUGGAAGUGCCGCUUUCGGGAAGAUCUCUAUAGCGUUAUUUCUCAUGCGUCUCAUUAAUCGAAACCGUCCGCAAAGAUAUUUCCUCUGGGUCCUAAUAUUUCUUCUGGUCGUCAUCAACCUAGCUCUUGUCAUCGUCACUUUUGCGCAAUGCACUCCCGUGACUUUCCUUUGGGGUCGCGUUGGAACCGGCACCUCUGGAACAUGCUGGGACCCGACUGUUCAACAGUAUUACGGCUACUUUCAAGGUUCUUUUUCCGCAUGGAGUGAUCUGGUACUCGCUUUUUUCCCUACAAUACUUAUCCGGAAUCUUCAGAUACCCCUGAAAACGAAACUUGGGAUCAUCAUCCUCAUGUCAAUGGGUGUUAUUGCUGGUGCAGCAGCAGUUGUCAAGACAGUCGAGUUGCGUAACCUAGCCACCCCGGAUUUCACAUGGGAUGCCGUUCCACUCGUCUACUGGUUCUUAGCAGAGAACUGGAUCAUCAUUAUCUGUGCAUGUGUGCCCACCGUUAAGCCACUUUUUAGCAAUGGGGAGUGGCGCCUUACAAAUAUGUGCUCGCGUAUCACGAAAAAGAGUAUCGGCUCCUCGACAUCUGGCUAUAAUCAUCACUCUGAGCAACCUUCGUACAGUCUCGGAUCACUAGACCAGCCAUUAUAUCAAAGACCAGACAGGUUGUCUCAAUAAGGAAAUUGUAAAGAACGCUGGAGAGCUACCACUCCGCCUCCAACUAGUUUUCCAGUUGCUUUAGGUACCUUAUACCCCAAUCACUAAAUCCCACGAAAACAUAGGAGAGGGGGGGGAUGCCUUGGCAAUUAUAACAGGGUU